Molecule: messenger RNA, 1440 nt
Organism: Fragaria vesca subsp. vesca
Lineage: Eukaryota; Viridiplantae; Streptophyta; Magnoliopsida; Rosales; Rosaceae
Product: actin-7-like
Exons: 5
Coding region: 51-1184 (377 amino acids)
Source: RefSeq, a predicted model, not a curated record
UACUCUCAGAUUCUCAUCGACCCCAGCUCUUUCAAGUGCUACUUUAAAGAAUGGCCGAUUCCGAGGACAUUCAGCCUCUUGUCUGUGAUAAUGGUACUGGAAUGGUUAAGGCUGGAUUUGCUGGAGAUGAUGCCCCAAGGGCCGUCUUCCCCAGUAUUGUUGGUCGACCUAGGCACACAGGUGUUAUGGUGGGGAUGGGACAGAAAGACGCAUAUGUUGGGGAUGAGGCUCAGUCCAAAAGAGGUAUUCUCACUUUGAAAUACCCUAUUGAGCAUGGGAUUGUUAGCAAUUGGGAUGACAUGGAAAAAAUCUGGCAUCAUACUUUCUACAAUGAGCUACGUGUGGCUCCUGAAGAACAUCCUGUGCUCCUUACUGAGGCACCCCUCAAUCCUAAGGCCAACAGGGAGAAGAUGACACAGAUCAUGUUUGAGACCUUCAAUGUCCCUGCUAUGUAUGUUGCUAUUCAAGCAGUUCUCUCCCUCUAUGCCAGUGGCCGUACAACAGGUAUUGUGCUGGACUCUGGUGAUGGAGUCAGUCACACAGUUCCCAUCUACGAAGGUUAUGCACUUCCACAUGCCAUUCUGCGGCUUGACCUUGCUGGACGAGAUUUAACAGACUCCUUGAUGAAAAUCCUGACCGAGAGAGGGUAUUCUUUUACUACAACUGCUGAACGGGAAAUUGUACGUGACAUUAAAGAGAAGCUUGCAUAUGUGGCACUUGAUUAUGAACAAGAACUUGAAACUGCUUCAAGCAGCUCAACAAUUGAGAAGAGCUAUGAACUACCUGAUGGUCAGGUAAUUACCAUUGGAGCAGAGCGUUUCCGUUGCCCUGAGGUCCUAUUUCAACCAUCACUAGUUGGAAUGGAAGCAGCUGGUAUUCACGAGACCACCUAUAACUCGAUUAUGAAGUGUGAUGUUGACAUCAGGAAAGACUUGUAUGGUAACAUUGUGCUCAGUGGAGGGUCCACCAUGUUCCCUGGAAUCGCUGAUAGGAUGAGCAAGGAGAUAACAGCCCUUGCACCAAGCAGCAUGAAAAUUAAGGUGGUGGCACCUCCAGAGAGGAAAUACAGUGUAUGGAUCGGAGGAUCUAUAUUGGCUUCCCUGAGUACAUUCCAGCAGAUGUGGAUAUCGAAGCCAGAGUACGAUGAAUCCGGGCCAUCCAUCGUCCACAGAAAAUGCUUCUAGACAUGUGAUCAUAUUGUCUUUUCUUCCUUGGAUUGUGUGGUUCAAUUGGCAUUGUCAGAUUAUGGUGUGCUUCCUGAUCUCUUUGUAAUUUUGUUCCUCUUUCUUGUUGCUACAUUCACUUUCAUACCUGCACUAGUUCUUAUAUCAGCUCAGUAGUCUAUGCAGUUGUUUUGUACGCAUUGUUUCUGUUGUAUUGCUUUACUGCUUGUCUCGGUUCUUGAAAUAGAAUAAAUACGAUAGCGUCAUUGUUCAGGUU